AUGCGUUUGCAACAAGACUACCGUUACCUGUCUUAAGCCAAACGUACUUUGUCGUUCAUCCUCCGGGCUCCCUGCUGGUCGAUUUUCAUCACAAACGCAUCGCCCGCUUGUAGGCUAUACAAGCUGCCCGGUGGAUUCCUUUCCUUCAUUCGGUCACUCAUUCCCACACAUCGCUUCUCAUGUCUACCAACAUCAAUUCGCUCAUCGCCUCGAUCAUCAAACUCAAUGGGUCGAACUACUAUGAUUGGAAGUUCGCCAUGCAGAUGAUUCUCCGUCGCGCCGGCUGCUGGCACGUUGUUAGCGGCAAACUCUUAUGUCCAGAUGAUGACCCUAAGAAGGCUGCGAUCUGGGAUUCGCUAUCCGAGGAUGGUCUCACUGCGAUCGGGCUUGCUGUGGAGCAGAGCGAGACAGCGCACAUUUGUGAGUGCAACACUGGUCCUGGAGCCUGGAAGGCUCUUGCCGCUAUUUACGAGCGGAAUGGUCGCGCUACGCGCAUCAUGCUCAAGCGUCAGUUCUACAUGUUCUCCCAUGAGAUUGAGAACCCCAUCAUCGAGUAUGUCACUGGUAUCACCACCAUCAUCAGCAAACUCAAGGCCAUUGGCGUCACCGUUGAGGAUGAAGAUGUCACCGAUGUCCUUAUCUACGCCCGCGCACCUGAGUACACUGCUGUUGCGACUUCCCUCAUGCAAUCGACUUCUUCCCCUUCCAUUGCCGACAUCACUGCUAGCCUCAUCGAGGCUGAGGAGCAGAUGAAGAAGCUCACCCCCGAAGGUGCCCUUGGUGCUCUGAAUGUCAGCACAUCUCCAGUCGAGGACACUGCUUUGGAGGAUGAUGUUCAUGCAAAGAUGGCCUUCACGGACCCUCAUUACCCUGGACUUCAGUUGUUCUAGACAACUAUCGCUCGACUGCAGGAUUCAGAUCAUGCCGACGUGGCAAGUAGGAGUUUGGCAGAACUCAUUGUUGGGUCACUUACUCGGAGGGUCAGUCGCUGGAAGAUGCUGGAUAUGUAGGUUGUGGAUAGGUUGAUUUUUGUUGUUUGUUGUGUUAUCUCAUUCAGUGGGUGACUUUGUUAUUCGUCGCCUUUAGCGAGUGGGUGUGUUGUAAAUUGGGCGCUUCGGUGACUCAUGGAGAUUAGCGGUCGGAGCAUGAACCUUACGUAGAUCGUAGCGUACAUGAAUCCGUAGCAUACUUGUUUUCUUUAUGCGUUUGCAACAAGACUACCGUUACCUGU
Molecule: messenger RNA, 1231 nt
Organism: Somion occarium
Lineage: Eukaryota; Fungi; Basidiomycota; Agaricomycetes; Polyporales; Cerrenaceae
Source: the annotation of a GenBank genome assembly